AUUCAAGUGGUGUGGUGGUGUCUUUAGUGUUAGAAUGAAUAAUUGUUAAUACGACUUCAUAAAGUUACAACUAUCUACCUGUAUUCAUGCUUAAAUUAAAAUACCAGUGCCAUAAAAAACAAAAUGAGUUUCUCAAAUGAAAGUAAUUGGACAUCAUUAAAUGAAUUUUGUGGCUCCCCGUUUUGGGAUACCAACUUAUCAUGGAACUCAGAUUCUCCACAAUUAACGCCAUGUUUUGAAAAGACUGCUUUUGUUUGGUUACCCGCUUUAUUCCUGUGGGUUUUUUCUUGUAUUGAUAUAUUUUUAACAUUUAGUAGCAAAGCAAGAAAUAUUCCAUGGAAUUGUAAAAAUUUAGGAAGAUUGGUUGUCCUUGGAUUGCUGAUCACGUUAUGUGUAAUCGAAUUUAUUUAUAAUGUUAGCAGAACCGAUGAAGUUUUCCCUGUUGAUAUAUAUACGCCUUUAAUCAAAUUAAUUUGUUUGGGUUUAUGCAUAACAUUAGUAAUUUAUCACAGGAUAUAUGGACAGCGAGUUUCAGGUCUCAUGUUUUUGUAUUGGUUACUUGUGGUAUUUAUGGGAUUUUCACAGUUUUACAAUGAUAUCUGGAGACACCUUUCAAGUGAAGAAACGGAAUCAAGAAGAAUUUUUUCUAUGCUUUAUUAUUCUUUAUGCUUCAUAAUGUUCAUCAUGUAUUGGUUAGUUGAUUCUCCACCGGAAAAGUCAGAACACCCUAAAAUGAAGAAUCCAAAUCCAGAAGAUGAUGCAUCGAUUCCUUCUAGAUGGACAUUUUCUUGGUUUAAUGGUCUUAUAAUGAAAGGGUUCAAACAACCACUCACAAACGAUGACCUUUGGUCGAUGAAUCACAAGGAUAGUGCUGCACAACUUUAUCAAGUCUUCAAUAGAUAUUGGAAUAAAAUUUAUAAAAAUAAGAUUUACGAACAAGAAGCUACAGAAUUUAUGAAGCAGUCUAAUUCUGUGGAUUUUAACGGACCCAAAGAAUUCAAAUCAGACCCAGUCUCAGUCGUACCUGCUCUAUCUAAAGCCUUCGGUGCAGUAUUUUUAUUUGCAACAUUUCUACAACUCAUAGAUGUCAUCCUGACCUUUACCAGUCCACAGCUUUUAAAGAUGGUUAUAAACUUUGUGUCUUCCGAUGAGCCAAAAUGGCAUGGUUAUUUCUACGCAGGCCUUCUUCUUUUUUUUACUUCUGUGCAAAGUUUGAUUCAGUCACAAUACAAUAACAAAAUUUCAAUGGUUGGUCUUCGCAUGAGGACAUCCAUCAUGACUGCAGUUUACAGAAAGGCUUUGAAACUGUCCAGCUCAGCAAGAAAAUAUUCCACAUUAGGUGAAAUCGUUAACUUAAUGGCAGUCGAUUCUCAAACAUUUAUGAACGUGAUGCCCCAUUUAAAUACCCUCUGGUCUGCACCUCUUCAAAUUGCAUUAUCAUUAGUUUUUCUAUGGCAGCAAUUAGGACCUAGUGUACUCGUGGGCUUAGGUGUUAUGCUGAUUAUGAUUCCUGCCAAUGCUUUUUUUGCCAACGUAACAAAGAACUUACAAGUUAAACAAAUGAAAUACAAAGAUGAGAGAGUUAAAACUACUAAUGAAGUUCUUUCUGGAAUGAAGGUGUUGAAACUAUACGCUUGGGAACCGAGCUUUGAAGACGAUGUUCUUAAGAUAAGAGCAAAAGAGGCAAAAGUUUUAAGAAAGGCAGCUUACCUUAGGGCAGGCAUAUCAUUCAUUUGGACCUGUGCUCCAUUUUUGGUCUCACUUCUUACAUUCAUGACUUAUGUCCUCAUAGAUGAGAAUAAUGUUUUAGAUUCGGCUAAGGUUUUCGUGUCUCUGUCUCUUUUUAACAUAUUGAAAACUCCUCUUGCAAUGGUUCCAGUAAUGAUUUCGAGUAUGGUUCAGGCUGCAGUAUCAAUAAAAAGGAUAAACAAAUUUUUGAAUAGUGAGGAAUUGGACUUAAAAAUAAUAUCCCAUGAUGAUAAAGAAGAUGACCCAUUAGUGAUAGAAAAGGGUACCUUCUCAUGGGGGGCUGCCGAAAAACCAACUCUUCGAAACCUAAACUUAAGAGUUAAACCUGGCUCUCUAGUUGCGGUAGUUGGUGCUGUCGGUUCGGGCAAGUCUUCAUUCCUUUCAGCCUUGCUAGGAGAGAUGCACAAAGUGUCUGGAAAAGUCAACACAAAAGGUUCUAUUGCUUAUGUGCCUCAGCUUGCAUGGAUUCAGAAUUGUACCCUUCAAGACAACAUAUUAUUUGGAAUGAAUCUUGAUCAUAAGAGGUACUAUAAAGUUAUUGAGGCUUGUGCUCUCAAAGCAGAUCUGCAAAUGCUUCCUGGAGGUGAUCAAACCGAAAUAGGGGAAAGAGGUAUCAACGUGAGUGGUGGACAAAAGCAAAGAAUCAGCCUGGCGAGAGCUGUCUAUUCAGAUUGUGAUGUCUACUUCUUAGACGAUCCUCUCAGCGCAGUGGACAGCCAUGUUGGCAAACAUAUAUUUGAGAAUGUUAUUAGUUCAACAGGAGUUCUUAAAAAAAAAACAAGAGUGCUUGUGACCCAUGGAAUAACAUUCUUACCUGAGGUAGAUCUGAUAGUUGUUCUGAGCAAUGGUGAGAUAUCAGAAGUAGGAACGUACCGUGAAUUACUGGAUAAAAAAGGAGCAUUCAGUGAAUUUCUUGUAACACAUUUAAAAGAUGUCCCGGAAGAAGAACUAGAAGAAUUGGAUCCAACUAUGAGAGAAGAUAUUAUCAAGAGCAAUCCUGAACUCCAUCGUCAGCUCAGUCGUAGUCGCUCAAUUAGAUCAAUAUCCAGUUCAAAUACCUCCCUUUGCUCUACAAAAAACAGCGUGAAUUAUUCCAAAUUAUCUCAAAGAAGUUUAAAUGAAAAGCCAAAGAAGGACAAACUUAUUGUAGAAGAAAAAUCUGAAGAAGGGAGGGUAAAAUGGAGUGUGUAUUCGAAUUACUUCCAAGCUGUUGGAUGGUUCAUGUUUUUUACUACAGCUAUUCUAUCCGGUGUCAAUCAGGGUAUGUUUAUAGGAUCCAACGUAUGGCUUUCUACAUGGAGUGAUGACCAUGACACUGUUGUUAAUGGUAGCCAGGAUGUCAACAAGAGGAACAUGUAUUUGGGUGUUUACAGUCUUUUUGGUGUCGGCCAAACUAUUGCAACAUUCUUCUGUUCCCUCGCUUGGUAUAUGGGUUGUGUUAAUGCUGGAAUAUUGUUGCAUCAUAUAUUGUUAUUGAAUAUCAUGCGUUCUCCGAUGUCGUUUUUUGAUACUACACCACAAGGAAGAAUACUCAACCGUUUCUCAAAAGAGAUAGAUGUACUAGAUAAUUUGAUACCUUUGGUUAUGAAACAGGUUUUCUCUUUUCUUUCGCCGGUCAUUGGAACUUUUAUUGUCAUCUGCUACUCGACACCAAUAUUUACGUUUUUGAUUUUACCAGUUGGAAUUCUCUAUUAUUUCUUACAGAAAUUUUAUAUUGCUACAUCCCAGCAGUUAAGAAGAAUAGAAUCUGUCUCAAGGUCACCAGUUUUUUCACAUUUUAGUGAAAGUAUUUCAGGAGCUCCUGUCAUUAGGGCCUAUUGCGUUCAGGGAAGAUUCAUAAAAGAAUCUGAACUCAAAAUUGACGAAAACCAAAUUUCGACUUAUUCAGGAAUAAUCGCCAGUAGGUGGCUUGCAGUGAGGCUACAGAUGAUUGGAAACCUCAUAAUUUUCUUCGCAACAGUUUUUGCUGUACUUGGAAAAGAUUCUUUAAGUCCAGGAAUAGUGGGGCUCUCUGUCAGUUACACAUUGCAGAUAACAGGAGCCCUAAACGCUUUAGUCAACAUGACCGCAGAAGUUGAAAAUAAUAUUGUAGCAGUUGAGAGAAUCAAGGAAUAUACUGAAACACCCCAGGAAGCAGCUUGGGAAAUCAUCCCUAGUCUGGUAGGAUCAGAUUGGCCUCAAGAAGGUAAAGUUGAAUUCAUCGAUUACAAAGUGAGGUAUCGGGAAGGACUGGACUUAGUACUUAGAGGAAUCAAUUUGGCUAUCAAAGGUGGUGAAAAGAUUGGUAUUGUGGGUCGUACUGGUGCUGGCAAAUCAUCGAUAACACUUUGUUUAUUCCGAAUAAUUGAAUCCGCUGGAGGGAAGAUUCUCAUUGACGGGAUUGAUAUUUCUAAACUGGGACUGCAUGCUUUAAGAUCCAGACUUACUAUCAUUCCUCAGGAUCCCGUCCUGUUUUCUGGAAGUUUACGUAUGAAUCUUGACCCUUUUGGUUGCUACAGUGAUGAACAAGUCUGGAGAGCUCUAGAACUUGCACAUCUCAAACCAUUUGUUAAAGGAUUGCCUGCGGGUUUACAGUAUGAAGUAACUGAAGGUGGUGAGAAUAUAAGUGUGGGGCAAAGACAACUUAUUUGCCUUGCUCGAGCUCUCCUCCGUAAAACUAAGAUCUUGAUCUUGGACGAAGCUACGGCAGCAGUCGACCUGGAAACUGACGACUUCAUUCAGAAGACGAUCAGAUCUGAGUUUUAUGAUUGCACAGUGCUAACGAUAGCACAUAGAAUUAAUACAAUUAUGGAUUCUGACAGAGUGCUGGUUCUAGACCAGGGUCAAGUUGUGGAGUUCGACGGCCCAAAUGAACUUCUCAGAAAUAGAACUUCAGUUUUCCAUGGCAUGGCUCACGAUGCAGGGCUUGUGUGAAAAGUUGUGGAAGCCAUUUUUCAACCUUGUUUUUGUCAAGGUUACUGUUUAUUUAUUUUAUUAUUUUUUUAAAUCGCUUAAAAUGGUCCAUUUGAUCAGCGAUAGGUGCUCGCAACUAAGUAAUCCCUGUGAUUGUCUAUGUUUUUAAUUAUAUUUGUCUUUUUUUUAUAGUAGAAAGUUGUAGAUAGAAUAUAUAUAUUCUUCUCUAAAAUAUUUUUAGAGAAUAUAAAAGUAUUAAAAGCUAAUCUGUGUUAAUCCUUUCGUGAUGAUUGCUUUAAGUGAUGUUGAACAUGUUAUUGUUUAUAUUUAUGCAUAAUCAAAGUUCCUUGUAAAAUAAUAGGAUUAUUUUGUUACUUAAAAGGCAAAUGAUAUUUAAUAUAAAUUACCAGUGUUAUCAAAUAAUUUUAUUGAAGUACUUAUUGUUAUCAGAUACUUAGUGUUGAAUAAUUUCGUUAAGUACUUAUAAGUGUCCAUUGUUCUAGAAAAAUAAAUUAUUUAUUUUUUAAAUAAUGAAAAAAUUAUUCAAUUAUGUAUAAAUAAUUAUACAUAAGAUCAUUAGUAUAUUUUUAUAAAUUAAAAUAAUUUAUAAUGUAACUAUUACAAAACAUUAAGGAAAUGUCUUCUUAAACAUUAUCAGACGACCAUAGGAAAAAAAAAAGUGAGCUUUAAUGUGGCCAUUUUAUACUGUAAUUUUUUGUAUACGUUUUAACAUCACUGCCCAAAAUAAUGGUUUAAAAGCAUUAAUUUUGUACAAAUAAAUAGUAUUAAUUUUGUACUAAAGAAUAUAUUUAUUUCUUCCACAUAUUUAAUCAAAAAAAAUUACAGGGUCCAUUGCUUGAAAGUAAUUCUUCAUAAAAUGAAGAAUUGUUCAGAAGUGUAUAAUUUGUAUAUGAUAUAUUUUAUGAAAUGUCCUCUUCUUUUAAUAAAAAUAAAUGAAUAAUUUUAUACGUUAUA
Nezara viridula (southern green stink bug) is the source of this 5616-nucleotide messenger RNA. NCBI's taxonomy places the organism in Eukaryota, Metazoa, Arthropoda, Insecta, Hemiptera, Pentatomidae. The record is from the annotation of a GenBank genome assembly.